Chilo suppressalis (striped riceborer) is the source of this 796-nucleotide messenger RNA. NCBI's taxonomy places the organism in Eukaryota, Metazoa, Arthropoda, Insecta, Lepidoptera, Crambidae. The record is from the annotation of a GenBank genome assembly.
UAUUUCUUUCGCUAUUAAGAAAAUCUUGUUCUAAUACCAAAUUAUCAUGUAUCCUACAUUUGUGACUCGAGGUUUAUUACAAUUACGGCUAAUCACUAGUACGAAACCCCUUAAUCUUCAAUUACACACAGGUGUAUCAUGUUUUGCCGCCGUGAAGAAAACCUCCGCUGCUGGAGGGGUAAUGGGCCUGGGGAAAGGCAAAAAGAAAGGAGGUAAACUGACCACUAUGGAAAAACAACAGCUACCAGUUGAAACUGAUCCAGAAAAGCUAGUUAACUAUGUGUGUGGAUCCAACAUUUACACAACGGGGGAAGAUGUCAAGCUAAAAGAUGACAGUGAGUACCCAGAAUGGCUGUGGUCUCUAAACACUGGUGCCGCUCCACGAAUCGAAGACUUAGACCCCAAUACUAAGGAGUAUUGGUUGCGGGUCAGAGCGGCUGGCAUGCGACGCAACAACAAACUACGGUCAAUGCGCAAGUUUUAAAUGCAAUUGUUUAUAGUGAAACUAUAGUUUACCUAAUGUAAUUUGAACUUUUCUCCCUAAUAAAUGAAAAGUAAAUUGGAUCAGUUACUCUAAUUUAUUUAUUUUAUGUUUUGUCUCUGUUCAUUGAAUUACAAAUGACAGGAGUAAUAUGAGGCGUAACUAGUCUAAGAUUAUUCUUCGUUUAUAUAAGAGGGGUUGGAGUGUGAGGCCAUACCUAUUGUGUCACAAUCAAUUGAUUAUAUUUGUUUCUUAGGUUUUCACGCACAUCACUCAUUAAAUAAAACUAGUUUUUUAUGGGUUAAUGCACGAAAC